Molecule: messenger RNA, 4544 nt
Organism: Tachysurus fulvidraco (yellow catfish)
Lineage: Eukaryota; Metazoa; Chordata; Actinopteri; Siluriformes; Bagridae
Gene: rnf34b
Product: ring finger protein 34b
Exons: 8
Coding region: 161-1369 (402 amino acids)
Biological process (GO): proteasome-mediated ubiquitin-dependent protein catabolic process; protein K48-linked ubiquitination; negative regulation of extrinsic apoptotic signaling pathway via death domain receptors
Cellular component (GO): cytoplasm; plasma membrane
Molecular function (GO): ubiquitin protein ligase activity
Source: RefSeq, a predicted model, not a curated record
ACACACACACUCACACACACACACACACACACACACACACACACACACACACAUACGGAAGACAUAAUGGAGUAAUUCCGCUGCAACGCUCGUCAUUUAAUUCCGCUGCAAUGCUCGUCAUUUGUGUUACAUUUCACCAAUUCCGCAGCUUGGAAUUGCAAUGAAGGCCUCUAUGUGGGCUUCGUGUUGUGGUUUAUUAAAUGAUCUGAUUGGUUCGGGGGCGGUCAGAAGCCAUCAGGCUGGGUUUGGAGGUGGAGCCGGGCCAUUCAGAUUUGCCCCUGGUGCUGGCUACUCUGCCUACCCUUCAACCAGCUCGACUCAAUCACCAUCUAGCCCUCCUCCCUCAAAUGGAGCAGUGUGCAAAGCAUGUGGUCUUGCCUUCUCCGUUUUCAGAAGAAAGCACGUGUGUUCAGACUGUGGGCGGAGCUUCUGUGCUCUCUGUAGCGUGCUGCAAGAGAACCUGCGGCGUUGUUGCGUGUGCCACGCCUUGUGGGCGACGGCAUUUGAACGGGCACGCCUCAUGCGUCUGCGAGUACGUGACCUGCGCUGCUACCUCACUCUGCGUGACAUUAGCACAGAUACAUGCACUGAAAAGGAGGAACUCGUUGAGCUUGUACUGCAACACAUGGGGGUGGAUCUUCAAGAGGAGGAGGAGGAAGAGGAGGAGGAGGAGCAGCAGCAGGAGGAGGAGGAGGUGGAAGAGAUUGAGGAGGCAGACACUGAAGCCCAGCCCUCUGCUUUAGCCCUGCCAGUUGAUGCUGCACCCCAGGCCUCCCAGCAGCCUGCACUGUCUGACUCCGUCCCUCAGGAAGAAACACACAGAACUAACAGCAGCUCAGGAACCAGCCAGGUUUGUGGGGAUGUUGCCUCUGUGUCUCUCCUACCCCUGGAGAACAACGAACGUUUACUAGAGCCCAGCCCAAUGACUAAGAGGAGGGCUCGCGCCUCUAUCUCUGAUCUCUCCAGUGAGGAUGACAUCGAGUUGUUAACGGUUCGGCAGCUGAAGGAAAUUCUGGCCAGGAACUUUGUGAAUUUUUCUGGCUGCUGUGAGAAGUGGGAGCUGAUGGAGCGUGUGCAGCGUUUAUACAGAGAACACCAACAAAACCGCACCUCCUUGGAAAACAUGAGCAACAGCAUCACUGCAGUCGUGGCAUAUCCUCCUUCUAUAUGUGAUGGAGAAGUUGGAGGCGUGGCUCCUCUCAGCACCAUGGAUGAAAAUGUGUGUCGGAUCUGCAUGGACGCUGUGAUCGACUGUGUACUGCUUGAGUGUGGCCACAUGAUCACCUGCACCCGUUGUGGCAAGAAAAUGAACGAGUGUCCCAUCUGCAGGCAGUACGUGGUCCGAGCUGUACAUGUUUUUAAGUCCUAAACACACAAACACACACACACAUGCACACUGAUCUUCCACAAGCCUCCAUCUUCCAGACUGAAUCUGCUUCUGAAAUCAGUGAUGGUUACACAUCGUGGCUACAUCCCAAAUUCCUCCACAAGGGGACAGACUGGUAAGGGUCUGAAUUUGAACACAGAGGCUUUAUUUAUGUUUGGAAUGCGCCCUUGUUGAUUUCUCUAAAUGUCUCAGAGAUGUUUGACCACUCAUGUGAUAUACACAAUAGAAUAGAAGCCUUUAUUUUGUCACAUAUACAUUACAACAGACUAAAAUUCUUUCUUCACAUAUCCCAACUUUGGAGGUUGGAUUCAAUGCGCAGGGUCAGCCACGAUACAGCGCCCCUGGAGCAGAGAGGUUUAAGGGCUUUGCUCAAGGGCCCAACAGUGGCAGCGCUGCGGCUUGAGACCCGAUCCACCAAUCAACAAUCCAGAACCUUAACCGCUUGAGCCAUCACUGCCCCACAAGUCUAUAGAAGUGUGUUAAUGGGGUUUUUAGCUAUCUUGUUCAAUAUCUAAGUGUUUGUGUGCUAAGUACCUAGCAUACAAAAUAGCUAGUGGUGUAUGUAGCUGAUUUCAUCUACAGAUGUAGACAAUCAAAUGUCUGAGACGUCAAAUGCCUAUUUAAGCUUGUAAACAGCUUUAUCCUCCGUUUUCAAAAGGCGACUGCAAUCAAAUUCAGCCGUGCCUUCUGGCUAAAAACAAUGGCGCUGACAUGUAAUGCCCAGUUACUGGCCAUCUAAGGGGACUAGGGGAAGAGAAGUGGACAAGGGCGCAUUAAAAACAGCACUGGAAUUCAGCAUGCUUAAUAUUUCCAUGUGUAACCGUGUGUGUGUUAAGUGUGUGUAGAAGGUAUCAGAUGAAAGUGUGACGGUCCUCCUUGCUGUAGCAAAACUGAAGCCAGCAGUGAUUCGAGGUGCCAAAUGUACUCAUCAUUAUUGAUUGAUUUAUUGUGUUCAAAAUUACAGUGUUCUUUGUUUAUCAUGAAACCCCUAUGGCGUUGUUCAUAUUAACAUAUUAGGUAAAUACUAAAUAAAUUCACUUCUAAAUGCAACACAGACACUAACUGGAACUUUAUCAACAAAAUUUAUCUUUAUCUUUAUCUUUUACGUAUUUGAUUACUUGACAUCCUUCUUCCCAAAGGGCCACUGAAGUUAGUAUCUAGGUCUUGUAGCUAAUGUUUAGCUUUGGCAGUUUAAACCACUGAAAGCUUUUAUUUUGUAGGGUGGUCAUCUAAUUAUAUUUAAUUAGACUUUACUAAAUAAUCUUAUCAAAAUUCAUGAACACUUCUUGAUGUGACCGCUAUUUGUUAUGCUAACAUCUUUCACUGGCAACCUCUCAUUGCUAUUGUUAUGCAGCUAGCUCUGUUUAAUACCUUAUUUUGUGACACUGUUAGCUAGCUAGCUUUUUAUGAUUAGUUAGCCUAUUAAUAUGACAACCUGUUUUAAUGCUCACCAGUUAUGUGAGAUUUAAUAUUUUAAAAUAUGAAAUGAAAUAUUUUUUGACUUAUUAAACUAGCUAGCUAUUUGGCUAAUGAUUUAACUGUUUAUGUUUAGCUAUUUUAGUGACAACCCUAUAGUGUAGAGCUAGUUAUCCUUUUCUGUUUGAUCCCAAACUGAUAUUUUAGCUUCUAUUUAUCUUUCACCAUUAAUUUAAGGGUUAUUUCAUUUGUCAUAGUAUUUUGUUUUUGUGUUAAUUCUUCACAUAUCUUACGUGUAUCUUCACAGACAUUUGAUACAGUAUGAUUUUGUGUGUGUGUGUGUGAGAAAUGCCCCCUUAUUUUAUCUAAUACUAUUAUAAUUAUUGUUUAAUUUUGUUUGAUUACUAAUAUUUAGCUUCUAUGUUUUGCUACUCUGUGGACAACCUCUUGGUAUAACAUGAUUUUUAUUGAGCUAACUAUCUAUAUUUUGCUAACAUACUUCACUGGCUUCAACCCGAUUUUGUCCCCUCAGUAUUUUUAUGUGAAUAUUCUGUGUAUUUGCACAUAUAUUACAGAAUUUGAAAAAAUCACCAGGUAGUCAGCUGCUUCUCCAAAUAGAAAUAGUUAUGUGCAAAUAGGUUGCGCCAAAACCAUGCCCUAUUUCCUAAUCCCUAUUCUCUACUGCCUAAUCACAAGUUCCUUCUCCCUACUUGUUUAAUAUCCCCUGUUCACUAUUCAAUAUUCCUUGCUUACUAUUCCCCUGCUCACUGUUCCUUACUCCCCAUUUAAUAUUCCCUGCUCAUUAUUCCCUACUCCUUUUUUAAUAUACCCUGCUCAUUAUUCCUAACCCCUAUUUAACAUUUCCUGCUCACUAUUCCUUACUCCCUAUCUAAUAUUCCCUGCUCGCUAUUCCCUAUUCCCUCUAUAAUAUUCCCCGCUCACUAUUCCCUAUAUAAUAUUCCCUGCUCACUUUUACAUAUUUCUUAUAGAAUAUUCCCUGCUCACUAUUCCUUAUAUAAUAUUCCCUGCUCACUAUUCCCUAUUCCUUAUAUAAUAUUCCCUGUUCACUAUUCCCUCAUCCUUAUUUAAUAUUCCCUGCUCACUAUUCCCAAUUCCCUGUAUAAUAUUCCCUGCUCAUUAUUCUCUAUUUCUAUUUAAUAUUCCCUGCUCACUAUUGCCUACUCCCUAUUUAAUAUUUCCUGCCUACUAUUCCCUAUCCCCUGCUCAUUAUUCCCUACUUCCUUUUUAAUAUUCCCUGCUCAUUAUUCCCUACCCCCCAUUUAACAUUUCCUGCUCAUUAUUCCUUACUCCCUAUUUAAUACUCACUAUUCCCUUAUCCCUAUUUAAUAUUCCCUGCUCACUAUUCCAUACUCCUACUUAAUAUUCCCUGCUCCAUAUUCCCUAUUCAUUAUAUAAUAUUCUCUGCACACUAUUCCCUACCCCUUAUUUAAUAUUCCCUGCUUAUUAUUUCCAAAUCCAUACUCGGAAUUCCCUUCUCCCUACUUCAUAUUCCCGGCUCAUUUUUCCAAGGCAAAGUGCAUUAUAGGUAUUUUGAUCCAGGGAUUUGAUUGACAAUGUUUGUUGCUGUUUAGCCGAUUGAAAAGAUUUUUUUCUGUCUUUAAAUUAACCCAUUUAUACAAAGGCAGGAAAAAGAAAGCCAAAUGGCAAGUAAUUUAUUCAUUAUUAACACUUAUGUAAGUUUUUUGUAAGCUGCAUGGUGUUCUGCAUUAUUUUUCUGCAU